Molecule: messenger RNA, 7069 nt
Organism: Homo sapiens (human)
Lineage: Eukaryota; Metazoa; Chordata; Mammalia; Primates; Hominidae
Gene: SFXN2
Product: sideroflexin 2
Exons: 12
Coding region: 335-1339 (334 amino acids)
Biological process (GO): transmembrane transport; monoatomic ion transmembrane transport; monoatomic ion transport
Cellular component (GO): mitochondrial outer membrane; membrane; mitochondrial inner membrane
Molecular function (GO): monoatomic ion transmembrane transporter activity
Source: RefSeq, a predicted model, not a curated record
UGACAUUCUCUAAUCCUAGGAGGGAGAUAUCAUUAAAUCACUGGUCUGAUUUUUACUCCUACUUUGUUCCUAGUAGUGGGACCAUACAGAAGUGGGGCUACCCUGGACAUGAUGAUGACCUUUUUAGGGAAGACUAGAUGUGGCUUGUGUGGGAGGAGGGACAGUAACUGUAGAAGAAAAUUUAGAGACCAGUAUGACUUAGUACAGGCAAGGUAGACAGUUUUGCAACUUCAUGAAAGAAAGCGUGCUCUUAAUUCUGUAACCUAGGCAGGUUCUAAGUUUGACUUAAAAGAGGUGACAUCCUUGAUGCCAAGAGACCCAAGAAGAAGUUGGAAUGCAUUUCAGGUCCACAGUUUUAUGUGUGAGCAAGAUGGAGGCUGACCUGUCUGGCUUUAACAUCGAUGCCCCCCGUUGGGACCAGCGCACCUUCCUGGGGAGAGUGAAGCACUUCCUAAACAUCACGGACCCCCGCACUGUCUUUGUAUCUGAGCGGGAGCUGGACUGGGCCAAGGUGAUGGUGGAGAAGAGCAGGAUGGGGGUUGUGCCCCCAGGCACCCAAGUGGAGCAGCUGCUGUAUGCCAAGAAGCUGUAUGACUCGGCCUUCCACCCCGACACUGGGGAGAAGAUGAAUGUCAUCGGGCGCAUGUCUUUCCAGCUUCCUGGCGGCAUGAUCAUCACGGGCUUCAUGCUCCAGUUCUACAGGACGAUGCCGGCGGUGAUCUUCUGGCAGUGGGUGAACCAGUCCUUCAAUGCCUUAGUCAACUACACCAACAGGAAUGCGGCUUCCCCCACAUCAGUCAGGCAGAUGGCCCUUUCCUACUUCACAGCCACAACCACUGCUGUGGCCACGGCUGUGGGCAUGAACAUGUUGACAAAGAAAGCGCCGCCCUUGGUGGGCCGCUGGGUGCCCUUUGCCGCUGUGGCUGCGGCUAACUGUGUCAAUAUCCCCAUGAUGCGACAGCAGGAGCUCAUAAAGGGAAUCUGCGUGAAGGACAGGAAUGAAAAUGAGAUUGGUCAUUCCCGGAGAGCUGCGGCCAUAGGCAUCACCCAAGUAGUUAUUUCUCGGAUCACCAUGUCAGCUCCUGGGAUGAUCUUGCUGCCAGUCAUCAUGGAAAGGCUUGAGAAAUUGCACUUCAUGCAGAAAGUCAAGGUCCUGCACGCCCCAUUGCAGGUCAUGCUGAGCGGGUGCUUCCUCAUCUUCAUGGUGCCAGUGGCGUGUGGGCUUUUCCCACAGAAAUGUGAAUUGCCAGUUUCCUAUCUGGAACCGAAGCUCCAAGACACUAUCAAGGCCAAGUAUGGAGAACUUGAGCCUUAUGUCUACUUCAAUAAGGGUCUCUAAAUGCCCCACUUCAGCAAGGACCAGUCUAUUCCCAUAUUCACCAGCUCCUCCUUAGCUACGUGCACACUUGUGUCCUCCUUCCCCUUUGCCAACAAGGCCUGAAGGCCAGGGUAGAUUGGGGGGUGGGACAAUGAAUGCCUCAUACUUACACCCUGGUACUGGUUGAUUGGACCUCAGGGGAAAAAAGUGAAAAAGGGUAGCAAAGGCCAAUGUCUUCUAGCUGCUUCCUCAACCCCUGUCCCCUGGAGACCAGAAGCUGAGGCCCUCUCAGGGAGGAGACAUCCAAGCAAAUCAUUUGGAAAAGUUAGGAAACCUUUAGGAUUCUGGUUCCAGCCAGGGUUGAGGAAAAGACCUUGGAUCAAAAGGAAGCUUCUAUACCUCUUUCUUCUUCGCUUCCUCCUCUCCCAAGCAAUGGAAACUUUUACCCAUGUAAUUCUAGCUGAACUCAGGAAAAAGAAGGGGGAAAGGACUCUGUCCCCUUGGGGCUCAUCACCCUUCCACAUCCUCCUCCUCGUUGCCCCCUGGUCAGGCAGCUUCUUUUUUUUUUUUUUCAAGAUGGAGUCUUGCUCUGUCGCCCAGGCUGGAAUGCAGUGGCGCGAUCUCGGCUCACUGCAAACUCUGCCUCCUGGAUUCAAGCGAUUCUCCUGCCUCAGCCUCUCAAGUAGCUGGGAUUACAGGGCACCUGCCACCACGCCUGGCUAAUUUUUGUAUUUUAGUGGAGACGGGGUUUCACCAUGCUGGCCAGACUGGUCUCGAACUCCUGACCUCAGGUGAUCCGCCCGCCUCAGCCUCUGAAAUUGCUGGGAUUACAGGCAUGAGCCACCACACCCAGCCCGGACAGCUUCUUUGGGAGUGCUGCUAACCUUGAAAUUAUCAGACACUUAGGAGUUAUUAGUGCUAAAAAGGGGACCGUGCAAGGCAGCAGAGUUACAUGGUUCUUCAAAUCAUGUCUGAACCUAUUCUUGGAAUCUUCUCUAUAAUAAGGGAAGUUCUCUUACCCCACUGCCACAUACCUCUGUUUUAAAAGAUAAGUCCACUAACUGUGAGUAAAAAUGAUAUAUAUAGGCAUUAACCACACACUUUAAUGGGUAUAAUUUCCUGGCUGCCUCCCUUCCUCAGCCCAUUAGGUUAAACACCAAAGAAAGACUGGUGUGUACUGAAUAGGAAAGGGAAGUUUUAUUUGGAACCUUCUAAGAGGAAAUCAACCAGGACCAAAGAGCCUUAAAGGACACACAGCAAUGCACAGCCACUUCCCUUCCCCAGCUUGGCUGCCCUAGGUGAUUUCUCAAGCUCCUUGGGGGACUGUUGUUUCUCAUCUGGAAUCAAUGUGUGUAUGAGUUUUGUCUGGUAGGAUUGCUGACUCUGUCCAACAGAUAUCACUGUGAAUUGAAUAAAUUUGUUGAAAGAGCACACAGGCACACAUACACACAAACUGUAAACUAAGUUAAUGAAGCCUGAAUGGAAAGCAGGAUCUGGCCUUACUUUGGCCUUGGCAUGUCAGAAGGUAUCACAACUACUAUAUAAGGGGAACUUGUCUGAUGCCUGGAGGCUGUUGUUUAUUUCCCUCAUUAAAGGGGAAAUCCACCUGUCUCCACAGGAAGCUCCAGAUCUCCCAGAAUGGGAGCUGUGUUGCCCUAGAGCAAGAGUUGGCAAGCUAUGGCUCAAGGGGCCAAAUCCACCUGCCACCUGUUUUUGUGCAAUUGGAAGCUAAGAAUGUUUUUACAUUUUUAAAGAGUUGUAAAAGGGAACAACAGGAAUGACAGAGACCCUACCUAUGUGGCAUACAAAGCCUAAAAUAUUUACUGUCUGAUCCUUGACACAAAAAGUUUCCCCUGCCCUGGAGCAGUGGUUCUUAAGCACAUGCAUCAACCGGGCGCAGUGGCUCAUGCCUGUAAUCCCCACACUUUGGGAGGCCGAGGCAGGUGGAUCACCUGAGGUCAGGAGUUCGAGACCAGCCUGAUCAACAUGGUGAAACCCGAUCUCUACUAAAAAUACAAAAAAUUUGCUGGGUGUGGUGGCAUACACCUGUAAUCCCAGCUACUCGGGGGGCUGAGACUGGAGAAUCACUUGAACCUGGGAGGUGGAGGUUGUGGUGAGCCAAGAUUGCGCCACUGCACUCCAACCUGGGCGACUCCGUCUCAAAAAAAAAAAAGAAAACACAUCAGAAUUAGCUGGCAGGCUUGUUAAAGCACAGAUUGCAGGAUCCAUUGCCAGAUUCUGUCACUCUGGGCUGGAGCCUGAGAACGUGCAUUUCUAGUCAUUGCCCGGUGAUGCUGAUUCUGUUGGUCUUGGCACCAUACGUGGAGGAGCACUGCUCUAAGGGGAAAGGGCCUCCUCCCCGAGGCCAAGGAAUUCACUGCAACUUGAUUUUUCUCCCCGUUUAAAAAAGUUAAAAUAUAACUCACAUACCAUAAACUUAGUCCUUUUAAAGUGUACAAUUCAGUGGUUUUUAAUGUAGUCACAAAGUUGUACAAGCAUCACCACUAAUUCCAGAAUUAUUUUGAGACAGGAUCUCACUCUGUUACCCUGGUUGGAGUGCAGUAGUGCAAUCACUGCUCAUUGCAGCCUCAACCUCCUGAGCUCAAGUAAUCCUCCUGCCUCAGCCUCUGGGGUAGCUGGGACCACAGGCUAAUUUGAUUUUUUUGAUGAGGUCUCACUAUGUUGCCCCAGGCUGGUCUCGAACUCAUGGCCUCAAGUGAUCCUCCUCCCUCAGCCUUCCAAAGUGUUGGAAUUACACACAUGAGCCACUGCAUCUGGUCUCAGAACAUUUUUCUUAGCCCCAAAAGAAACCCCAUACCCAUUGGCAGUCACUCCACAUUCUCCCUACCUGCCAGCGCCUCACAAUUCACUUCCUGUCUUUAGAGAUUUGCGUAUUCUGAACAUUUCAUGUAAGUGGAGUAAUGCAGUAUGUGGCCCUCUGUGUCUGGUUUCUUUCCUUAGGAUAAUGUUUUCAAGGUUCAUCCAUGUUGUAGCAUAUGCAAUUUGAUUUUAGCUGGUGUCUGAACAGAAAAGUCUGUCUUUGAGCUAGCUUCUUUAGGACAGGAGACCUGGCUUUAUUUCCAAAAGCAAAUAGGAAAAGGGAAACAUUACCAGAGCCAGUAGAGCUUGGAAACAACUCCUGACUGAUGUUCUUUCAGAACAUACAAUGUUUCCCCUUCCUUCUCAGCUCCUCAAGCCUCUUGGAUUUCCUGUUCUCUUAUAGACAACUGCUCUUUUGGAAAUGUCUGGAAGGUAUGUGGUGGCUAUAAUGUUCAGGGACAUUCUAAAAAGUGGUCACUCAAACUGCAUCUCAGUCUCAUUUUGUAACAUCUCUCUUCUUUGAGUUGGCUGCUGUGGGAUGUUGAAUAAGAGGCAGUUAAGGUUACUAAAAGGCCUUGGUGUGGGAAGUGCUAAUCCAGACUGUCCUAUCCAAUAGCUCAGCUUGAGCUUUCAGGUAAAAGGAGAAAGGGAAGUUGGGGCAAAAUCCCCUGUGUUUGCCAAACUGAAUUGGGGUUUCUUAUUUAUUGAGAGAAAGAGGGUAUCACUUUCUUGCCCAGGCUGGAGUGCAAUGGUAUGAUCAUGACUCAUUGCUUCCUCAGCCUCCUGGACUCAAGUGAUCCUCCUGCCUUAGCCUCCCGAGUAGCUUCUUUUUCCUGAGUUCGGCUAGAAUAGCAUGGGUAAAAGGUUCCAUUGCUCGGGAGAGGAGGAGGAAGGGAAGAAGAAGAGGUAUAGAAGCUUCCUUUUGAUCCAAGGUCUUUUCCUCAAUCCUGGCUAGAACCAGAAUCCUAAAGGUUUCCUGACUACAGGUACAUGCCACCAUGCCCAGCUAAUUUUUAAAUUUUUUGUAGACAGAGGGCCUCACUAUGUUUCCCAGGUUGGUCUUGAACCCCUGACCUCAAGCAAUCCUCAUGCCUUGGCCUCCCAAAGUGUUGGGAUUACAGGCGUGAGCCACUACAUCCCACCUGGGGUUUCUUAGUGAUGAUGAAACCUAGCCUUUAUGUGGAAGACUUACAACUUUUUGAGGCCAGGAAUUAGAGACCUUGUGCCAUGAAAAUAAUUUGGUCCUUCCCUAGUACUCAAUUUUUACUUCUCCUCUAAGGAGCUUGACUUGUGGAAUGGAUAAAUUUCUAAGAAACGAGAGAUUGGCAAAAAUACGUGUCACUUUUUAUAGUACUUGGAAAAGCAGGAUCAAGAUAAAGGCAGAACUAUGGACUUUCUUAAGCUGAGGGAAGACUGACUUAACUCUUACCUGUUUCCCAUUUUUCCAACACUUAAGCCAAGAACAACUUCCUCUGGGCUCAGAUGUGGGCUAGACUGGGCCAGGCUGUAAAACACUUUGACAGGUUUUUGAGAGGAAAUUGACUGCUAAAGUCAACUGUGUUAUUUGCCAUGGGUCUUCCUUUGUCCAUUUAUUUUACCAACUUUUUUUUUUCUUUUUUUUUUGAGACAGAGUCUCACUCUGUCACCUAGGGUGGAGUGCAGUGGCACAGUCUUGGCUCACUGCAACCUCUGCCUCCCAGGUUCAAGCGAUUCUUCUGCUUUAGCCUCCUGAGUAGCUGGGACUACAGGCAUGCACCACCACGCCUGGCUAAUUUUUUGUAUUUUUAGUAGAGAUUGGGUUUCACAAUGUUGGCCAGGCUCGAACUCCUGACCAUGUGAUCCGCCCACCUCGGCCUCCCAAAGUGCUGGGAUUACAGGCAGGAGCCACCGCACCUGGCCUUUUUUUUUUUUUGAGACAGGGUCUCACUCUGUUGCCCAGGCUGGAGUACAGUGGCACAAUCAAGGCUCAUUGCAGCUUCAAUCUCCCUAGCUCUGGUGAUUGUCCCACCUCAGCCUCCCAAGUAGCUGGGACUACAAGUGUGCACCACCAUGCUUGGCUAAUUUGGCUAAUUUAGUUUUUUUAUUUUUGUAGAGACAGGGUUCUCUCCAUGUUGCCCAGGCUGGUUUCAAACUCCUGAGCUCAAGGGAUCUACCUGCCUCAGCCUCCCAAAGGGCUAGGAUUAUAAGCAUGAGCCACCACACCUGGCUAUUUUACCAACAUUGAUCAAGCUCUGGUUGAGCCUUGUACAGGAUAUUAUAGGCUUUAAAAGAAGAAGAAGAAAGACCUGGUAUGCUGUACAAAAAACUGCAAACCAGGCACGCAGAUAUAAGUGUUACAAGAAUCCAGAAGAAGCAGCAAGGAGAUGGGGCUAGGAGUUUGUAAGCAGGGAACUGUAUCUGUAAUAUGUAAAUGAAGUUACUGGGCAUCUCUUCAAUGGUCAGUGUGAGUGGAAUGUGUGGGAAAAUGUAGUGGUGAGAGGUGAGAUAAAGAGAAGUAGACAGGGACGAAGUCACAGAGAGGACCGUGUUGGGAAGUUUGGACUCUCUAUUCUGUAGGUAGAUGAAGUAUUUAAAAGAAGAGGCCAUGAUAUAGUAAUAUUUGGUUUAAUGUGGUAUGGUUGUAGUGUGUGGCGGAAAUUUGAGAGGAAGAAUUGUCAACUUGCAGGGCAGCAGGGAAGCCAUUUGUAUUUAGCUAGAAGAACAUGGAUUGAAGCAAUGGAUGAUGGAUUUCAGAGCAAUUUGUGAAGUAGAACCAGAAUUUUGUCCGUCGAACUUGGGGUGACGAAGCACUAUGCCUCAGAUAAAGGUACUAUCUUCUAGGGAAUUCAAACGGACCUAAGCUGCUAUUUGGGCAGUUGAGACCAAGAGAGGCAUCCUGGUAAUAGUGCUGUGCUUCAAGACAAAAGACAUUAAAAUAUUUUUACAUUGCAA